AUGGAAUCAGCGGGUGAUGAUUUCCGCCACUUGAGUGACCUCGAAUGGAAUGCGGUUCAGCGUAUGGAUGAAACCAUCGGCAACCCUGCCGUUGGUGCCAUGUUGCUCUCUCUUAGCGGAGACGACCAACAUGCAACCAUCGCCAAGUUCAUACAACAUGAACUUGACAAAGUUGUAAAGAAACCCACCUUGCUACAGGAGCAAGGUUCUCAACAGGUUGAACUGUUGAUAGAACAAGGCGCUCAACAGUCUGAACUGUUGAGACAACAGCAGGCUAGUGCUGUUGCUGCCGGGUCGGCGUAUACACGUCGACCCGAGUCCUUGAAGAUUAAUGUCUCCAGGUACAAGGCGGUCGAAAGCGACUCCUUGUUAAGAUGGUUCGUCGAGCUCGACGAUGCGAUGAAGGUCAAGUUCGCCAUGUCGAACUUGGCAGGACGUGCCAAAGCUUGUGCCUUAGGGCUCAAACUGCAUGACCCAUACGUUUACCCAACGUAUGACGUCUUCAAGGCGCGGCUCAAACACACGUUUGAACCGGCUCGCGCCCUCGCACCGAAUUCAGGGCUCGGCUGA
This is a messenger RNA of Peronospora farinosa, 570 nucleotides long. Lineage: Eukaryota; Oomycota; Peronosporomycetes; Peronosporales; Peronosporaceae. The record is from the annotation of a GenBank genome assembly.